AGGCAUUCUGAUGGGCUGCUGUGGGAACUCAGCUACGAAGGCACUCAGAGCAGAGGCAGUGAAUUUGCUCAGCAGUAUCCCUGCCAGAGCGGCAGUCCUUUCCCAAACAAGGCAGAGCGCGUCUUUAGGCGCUCUGGGAAUUAACACCCGCAAGAUCCCCUUGAUUAGAAUAAUCAAGAUAAACUCCCCCUGGACUUUUAACUUUUAGAGCAAAAACAAUCCUAGUUAGUAGAGGUGGGACAUCUGUUAAGAAUGAUGGGAUUUAAACCUUUCUUCUUCAGCAAAAUUGUGGUUACUCUCCUUGUAAGCAGCAUCUGCGCGACCAAAAUAAAUGUCCCACGGCUGAGACUCUCCUACAAAGACCUGCUGUCCACCAACAGGUCCUCCCUCUUCAGUGGCCAUGAUGGCCAAUUGUCUCUCAGCGCUGUCUUUCUUGAUGAGUACCGAGAUCGGCUCUUCCUGGGGGGUAAAGAUGUCCUUUACUCUCUCCUACUGAGUCCCAUCAGCACUGAAUCCAAAGAGAUCUACUGGCCUCCAUUACCAGGAAACAGAGAAGACUGUAUUCAAACAGGGAAGGAACAGACGGAGUGUGCCAACUUUGUUCGCCUUCUGCAGCCGUACAAUCGUACUCACCUAUUGGUUUGUGGUACAGGUGCCUUCAUGCCCAUGUGUGCCUUUAUCUAUGUGGGCCACAGAGGAGAGCAUGUCUUCACCAUGAACCCCUUGAAUGUGGAGAGUGGACGAGGGAAGGUUCCACAUGACCCCAGCUUCCCAUUUGCAAGCACGUUUAGCGGUGGAGGGUUAUACACAGGGCUGACAGCGGAUUUUCUGGGAAGAGACUCUGUUAUUUUUAGGAGCAUGGGAGGUCGUACCACCAUGAGAACAGAGACUGACCAGAAACUUCUUCAUGACCCUCGGUUCAUCGCUGCCCACCUCAUCCCAGAUAAUGAUGAUAGGGAUGAUGACAAAGUCUAUUUCUUCUUUACUGAGUUGGCGUCAGAGCGGGGGGACAGGGAGGAGGCCAUCCAUUCACGAGUUGGACGAGUCUGUGCGAAUGAUGUUGGAGGACAAAGAGUUCUUGUCAAUAAGUGGAGCACGUUCAUAAAAGCCAGAUUGGUCUGUUCUGUACCUGGACCUCAUGGCAUCGACACGCACUUCGACCAGCUUGAGGAUGUUUUCCUGCUGCAGACCAAAGAUGUGAGAAACCCAGACAUCUAUGCAGUUUUCAGCACUAUCAGUAAUGUCUUCCAGGGUUUUGCUGUAUGUGUUUACCAUUUGGCUGACAUCAGGGAAGCUUUCAAUGGACCCUUUGCCCAUAAAGAGGGUCCUAACUACCAAUGGGGCGCCUAUGAAGGCAGGAUGCCUUAUCCAAGACCAGGAGUUUGUCCCAGUAAAAUAACCAACCAACCUGGCAAAGAGUUCGGGAGCACAAAGGACUUCCCAGACUCAGUGCUGCAGUUUGCCCGCAGCCACCCACUGAUGUGGCGAUCCGUGCUCCCAGCUCGUCGCCAGCCUGUGCUUGUGAAGGCCAACAUUCCCUACAAGCUGAAACAAAUCGUGGUUGACAGAGUUGAGGCAGAGGAUGGGCAGUAUGAUGUCAUGUUCAUUGGUACAGAUGUUGGCACAGUCUUGAAGGUCAUUUCACUCCAUAGUGGAAACAGUCUGGAGGCAGAGGAGGUCACAUUAGAGGAGCUACAAGUCUUUAAAGUACCAACCCCAAUUACAUCAAUGGAUAUAUCUGUUAAAAGGCAAGCCUUAUAUGUGGGCUCGCCAGCAGGAAUGGUACAGGUGAAGCUGCAUCGCUGUGAGACCUAUGGGAAAGCUUGUGCUGAGUGCUGCCUUGCCAGAGAUCCUUACUGUGCAUGGGAUGGAUCGUCCUGUGCACGAUUUGUCCCAAACAGCAAACGUCGCUUCCGCAGGCAGGAUGUCAAACACGGAAACGCUGUGCUACAGUGCGUGGAUCAGAAUGUUAGCGGAGACCUGGAUGUGACUGAAGAUAAAGUCGUAUAUGGAACAGAAAAAAACAGCACCUUUCUAGAAUGUAUCCCUCGCUCGCCGCAAGCUUCCAUCACCUGGCUUGUCCAACGCAACGACCGCAAGGAAGAGGUGAAACUGGAUGAUCGUGUUAUGUCAACAGAUCAGGGUCUGCUGUUUCGCCGCCUCUUUCGUCAGGAUGAAGGUGUGUACAUCUGCCGCUCUCGGGAGCAUGGCUUUACACAAAGCUUGGCCCGCAUCACCCUUCAGGUCCUCCAGGGGGACAGCGUGGAUGAGCUUAUAGCGCGGGACGGCCAAGGCAUAUCGGACAUGCUCAAAGACCGGUCUCCAGGAAGCCACAGACCCUGGAUGCCUUGCAGCACUUACAGCAGGGGUCAAAUCAGCCAGUCUCGCACAUGGUUCAAGGACAUCAUGCAGCUCAUUGGUCCAUCAAAUCUACCUCAUGUUGAGGAGUACUGUGAGAGAAUGUGGUGCAACGACAAGCUCCGGAGGAAACACAAGAGUAUGCUGGAGAAAUACCGCCAAGCACAGGAGAGUGCCAGGAAGGCACGCAGCAAGGGUUCUGGAGAACGCAACCGGACGCCACGAGAUCUGAGAGGACAGGAAGAGUAACAAAAGACAUUCUAAAUGUUAAUGGAUUGCAAUAAAGGUGGAAAAUAGAUCCAGCUUCUAAGCCUGGUUUAGGAUGGCUUUGGAAGCCAACGAGAAGACUGCUACAAUCAGUAAAAUUAUGAGAAUUUGGAGGAUUUUUUUUGUCCAAUAAAAUAAAUUGAAUGUUUAAAUUUUAAGGGAAAAACCAAGCAAAAUAUCUAAACUUAUUCAUUUGAGUAUUUGAUCGAGGCAUGCAAGGUUACGUGAAGGACUUGGACAUGGCUGUCAGUCGACUUAAACAUCAACAAGAUGCUUAUGUUCGAGUGAUCAGGUUGGUUUGUUUAUUGAGAUUUACCAAGCAUUGCUUUUCCCUGAGAAAAAUUAUUGUACAAAAUGUUUGUUUCAUUUGGGUACCAUCUUGUUUCAUGUGCUUCUAUCCUUUGUUGAUGUAUUUUGAUACAUCUCUUAAACACUCCUGCACCACUUUCACAUUAAUUUCACAUAAUCUAAUCACGGAGUCAGCUUUUCCAUAUAAUGAUCACAUCCUCCUCACACAUGAACUGAAUUUUCAGUCAACUGCAACACUGAAUGUAUAAUCUAAACUAACGCAAGCCUUCUGCGAAACGACUGCUGAUGGUUCAAUGGAUUAAAGACUUUUAUUGCUGUGGACUGAACCUUUCUUUGAACCACAGAUUAAGAUCAGAAACCUCAACAUACUGACUGAAAGAUGGAAAGUUCUCUGUUUCAAUUUUUUUGGGGGGUAAAAACUGUAAAAUCUCAGAACAUACACACAAAGACAAACUAUAGCUGAAGUUAGUGAACACUGUGGAUGUGCAGCCAAAAGCGGAUGUGACAAAUUCGACUCAGGACCUUCACAGAAGUACCCUGCUGCCUGGCACAGACAUGAUGGUCAAUUGCAACCUGUAGGUUGCAAUUGACCCUCAACUUUGGACCUGUCUUUGAUGCUUUACAAGGACACAGAUCAUAUGUAAGACCCAUAGACAGAGGUUUAAGACAGUCCGUUAUUUUACGUUUUUGAAGUGGUUGAUUAAGAAGGCCAUUGUUCAUUUGCAUUCAGCUACUUGAAUACUAGUGCUAUAUGUUUUGCAUCCAAUCUGAUCCAUUGUUUAGUUGGGUGUGACACAAAGCUUCCCAACUGAAUAUUGUGUCAUGUUGCUAUAUGGCAUUUCACAUUAGAGCCACUACUAUUUAAAUACCUUUAAGUUUUUAUACCCAAGGAUCACAAAAUAUCUCAUGAUAUUCACCACAAUAAUUUCAAUGCCAAACUCUUAGUAGUAUUUUUAAGCCUCUAGUAUCAUUAAUUUUUGUAUUUUGAAGCAUUUUAUGCAGAUAAUGUCUUCAUAAGAUUUUUUUCUUAACAAACUUUCACUCUAGAAAAGACUCGUAUAUAGGUAGAAAAACAAAUAACCUAUCCUUUUUCUUUUGAGACAAUACAAGAAAAAGUUACUGUCAUCAAAUGUAAUAGUCAGAUUUUUAUAUGCUUUCUAUCUUGUAAAUAACUAAUUGAAAGUUGUAUUUUUAAAUAUCAAAUUAGCUAAUUUCUUUAAUGUAUAUCUGUCAUUUAAAAAUUUUACUUUUGUUAUAACUUAAAGCGAAUACAUAGAUCCACAACUGUAAAGUACAUUUAGGUUUUAAGUGGAAUAGCAGACAUAGAAGAUAUAUUAAUUUGAUAGAUGGCUUGAGAAUGGAAAUAAUAAGCCUUCAAUUUGAUGAAAAAAGUGACUUGGAAAGGGAAGGUUAAACACUUACUUUAAACCAAUAAUAUUAUUUUUAGUUAAUGUCUUGUAAAAUUCUGAAAAUUUUCUUUUUAUUUUUGGCUCUCAUCAGCUACAGUUUGCAAAAAAUAAAUGUUUAUAUUGUUUACAGGAAAACGAGUAAAAAAGAAAGUUAGAUCUAUUCAACCUUUUAGGUAUGAGCCUUAAAAAAAAACAUUUGAUGGUUUCAUUAUUAUAAUACACAAAUUAAGGCAACAUGAAAUACAAGUAAAAAUUUACUUUGUUUAAUUAUUCAUAAAACUAUUUGCCCAAGCACAAAUCCCUGCAAAACUCCAUAGUAUAAAAGCAAAAAAUAUCAUGUUUAUGUAAAUAUAUGCAGAAUGCUGUACUAAUUAUGUGCAUGAUUUUUCAUUAUAAUAAUAUACUAUGUGAAAGGUUCAAUGAAGAACAAAGGACGAAGUUAAAAAGGUACUAUGUGCAUUUAAUUCAGCUGUAUUUAAAACUUCUAAAAUCUUAGAUUUUAUUAACCUGAAUAAUUUUCAGAAUAUCAAUUUAUAUUAAUAUCUGGUUAGUAGAAGUCAAAUAAUGUGCUAGCUUUAAGACUUUGUUUAAAAAAAUCGAUAUGAGCUUCAGUAGGUAUUCCUUAAAUUUUGUUUAAGUAUGUAUGAAAUCAGCAUUAACUUAGCUUGGCUUUGACACAGAACUUUUACAGUUACUGACAUUAAUAAACCCAUAUUUACAUUCGUAGAACAUUAAUCCUUUCAUUGCAGUUGGUUGAUGGUGUAAAACAAACUAUUUUUGUAUUCGGUCUUUACUUUGAUUUCGUUUCCCACCUUGCUGCAUAAAGUGUGGUAAUAUUUUAUUGUAAAUGUAGUGUAAUUUGAACACUUUCUUGACUCUGCAAGUGGUCUUAUUGCUUCACUGUUUAUAUGUGUGUGUGUGUUUGGCAGUUGACCUCCUCAUGCAUAGUCACAGUUAUUAAAUUACAUUUAUUUUUAAGUUUAAAACAAGCCAGUUUACUUUGGAGUUUUUUACUUUUAAGUUGAUGUAAUUCUACAGAGAAAACUAUUACAAAAGUCAGCAUUUAAAGUGAGUGUACCUGUAGUAAUAAAAAAAACCCAACUUUUUUCAUUGUUGUGUAACGACCUUUGUGAGGUGGUUGAUGGGUCUCAGAGGGAAUCUAAAUAUGUAUUUAUGUUUUAUUUAAGUGUAUUUUUACCAUGCAUUCUACCAACUUGCAUGAUGUUUAACACAAUUAAAGUUGAUUGUUUUUAAAUAAAAAGCUAACCCCU
This is a messenger RNA of Cyprinodon tularosa, 5614 nucleotides long. It is a transcript of the gene sema3g, whose product is annotated as sema domain, immunoglobulin domain (Ig), short basic domain, secreted, (semaphorin) 3bl. Gene Ontology annotation, molecular function: semaphorin receptor binding; chemorepellent activity. The transcript is spliced from 16 exons. NCBI's taxonomy places the organism in Eukaryota, Metazoa, Chordata, Actinopteri, Cyprinodontiformes, Cyprinodontidae. Bases 253 to 2607 code for a protein of 784 amino acids. The record is from RefSeq and is a predicted model, not a curated record. Gene Ontology annotation, biological process: negative chemotaxis; positive regulation of cell migration; neural crest cell migration.